UAAAACCCUAAAAACCCAAAUUCAUGGCGCAGCCACCUCCUGUAUAUUUAUAUCACAUUCGAGUCCUCACUUGUCAGUUGUCAUCGUCUUCCUUCUCAUUUUUGUCUCAAACUUAACUCUCAGAAUGAGGAACCCGAAGGUUUUCUUCGACAUAUUGAUCGGUAAAGCGAAAACUGGACGCAUUGUGAUGGAGCUCUUUGCCGACACAACUCCAAAAACCGCGGAGAACUUCCGAGCUCUGUGCACCGGCGAGAAAGGAAUUGGAUCUAGCGGGAAGCCACUGCAUUUCAAAGGAUCUACCUUUCAUCGCAUCAUCCCUAGGUUCAUGUGUCAAGGCGGUGAUUUCACUCGUGGCAACGGGACUGGCGGAGAAUCCAUUUAUGGAGCCAAGUUUGCCGAUGAGAAUUUCACUCUAAAGCACACUAAGCCAGGCCUCUUGUCCAUGGCAAAUUCUGGUAAAAACACCAAUGGCUCCCAAUUCUUUAUCACCACCGCAACGACCUCGUGGCUUGAUGGGAAGCACGUCGUGUUUGGGGAAGUUGUGGAUGGCUAUAACGUAGUCAAGGAGAUGGAGAAAGUUGGCUCCGAUGCUGGGACGCCCUCCUCCACUGUUUUGAUUGAGGAUUGUGGUCAGAUUGUUGAAGAUUAAUUUAUUAGGAUUUGUAUGUAAAUUGGUAGCAAUCAACAUAAGUUCUCCUUUGAUUAUCACUUGUAACAAAGUUUCAUUGUAUUACAAAACAAUAUGGAUAUCUAUCUUAUCUUUCAAA
Messenger RNA from Salvia splendens (bonfire salvia), 767 nucleotides. RefSeq names its product peptidyl-prolyl cis-trans isomerase CYP19-3. Gene Ontology annotation, biological process: protein folding; protein peptidyl-prolyl isomerization. NCBI's taxonomy places the organism in Eukaryota, Viridiplantae, Streptophyta, Magnoliopsida, Lamiales, Lamiaceae. The coding region runs from base 125 to 649 and encodes 174 amino acids. Gene Ontology annotation, cellular component: cytoplasm. The transcript is spliced from 2 exons. Gene Ontology annotation, molecular function: peptidyl-prolyl cis-trans isomerase activity; cyclosporin A binding. The record is from RefSeq and is a predicted model, not a curated record.